AUGGCUUCAACCAACGGCCUCUCUAGCAGCGCAACCAGCACCAUAGCAGUUCUGCGUGUACUCAUCGGCGGAGGCGUCCUCAUUGCCCCAAGCCACGCCCUACCCCUCUUCGGCAUUCCUCUAGCCGCGCAGACCACUAUCCUGGCCCGGAUGUGCGGCAUCCGUGAGCUCAUACUCGCAGGCCUUCUUUGGAGUGCGCGAACAGCUUCCAACACUACGUCGAAAAGUGCAGCUUCUGAUGGAGAAGUGAGGCGAGAGCUUAGGCGCGCGCUGAUGGCUGGGCUGGUUGCUGAUGCAGUGGACGUGUGCAGCGCCGUUGUUGGUGUCAUGGAAGGAACUCUUGAGGGAGCCGCAAUCGGGUGGAGAACGUCCUCGAUCAGGCCUGACUAG
This is a messenger RNA of Coniosporium apollinis CBS 100218, 390 nucleotides long. RefSeq lists its product as uncharacterized. Bases 1 to 390 code for a protein of 129 amino acids. The record is from RefSeq and is a predicted model, not a curated record. Lineage: Eukaryota; Fungi; Ascomycota; Dothideomycetes. The transcript is spliced from 2 exons.